Dermacentor albipictus is the source of this 486-nucleotide messenger RNA. NCBI's taxonomy places the organism in Eukaryota, Metazoa, Arthropoda, Arachnida, Ixodida, Ixodidae. The record is from RefSeq and is a predicted model, not a curated record.
AUGGGCUUCGUGCAUGUGUCCUGCCUUGAGCACUGGCUGAACGAGCAGAACGUUGACAUCUGCGAGCUCUGCGGUGAGCAUUUCCAGAUGGCGGCCCAACCCAUAAGCGCGCGUCGGUUCUUCGACUGUGUUUGGCAGAGCGAGGGGCGGCUGCGACAAGCGUUGCUGAGCGACUUUGUCUACUUGGCCAUGGUGACAUCUGCCAUAGCGUUCUCCUUGGUCAUGCUGGUGGCAGCAUUGGAAGUGCUUGAGUUGAAUGGUCUUGCCUGGCAAAUAGUCGUGGAUUUCACAAGCGGCGCAUUCUACGGUUAUUUCCUGGCUCUUUCGUUCCGCAAGCUGCGCAGCUGGUACCGUUCGUUCAUGAGGUGGCAGUUGGAGAACCCGGUGCGCCGGGUCGUGGCAGUGCCGACGGUCACAGAAAUUAGUGCUGGUCCGAGAGAACGCGACGACGCGAGUGCAGCCGGUGAGUCAUCGACGUCCGGUUGA